Messenger RNA from Stylonychia lemnae, 1287 nucleotides. The record is from the annotation of a GenBank genome assembly. Lineage: Eukaryota; Ciliophora; Spirotrichea; Sporadotrichida; Oxytrichidae.
AUGUUGUAUAAUCAAAAAUAGCAACCUCCCACUAAUAAAACAGUUCACCCUUAACAUUACCAUGAAUUCAUUAUUAAGAAGAAAAGAUGUAGGAAUACUUCGCUCAUAGAGACUGAAAUGAUGAGUAUUGAGAACCUUGACUACUCAAGGAAAAAAACUAACAUUAAAACAUAGAAUGGAAUGAGGCCAAUGUCAUCCCGAAGAGAUUCAGCCCUUAAAAUAAAAUCCAAAUUAUAGCAAAAUCAUCAUUACUAUGACAAUGCUAGUACCACUCACAAAGAUAACCAUAGAAUACUUUCCGCCAGUCACAAAGAUAGGAAAUAGCCAAAAGAGAUGCUUAACAAUGACAUCUAUGAAUUUCUAAAAUCAUUCUAGAAGAGUGACAAUGAAGAAACACUCUUUGAUCAAUUCUCUGAUAAGCACCGUGAUGGAAACGGACAUAAAAACUUAAAUCAAAGUUAAGUCUAAUAAGUAAUUGAAAUGCAAAAAAAUAAACAGUAUUAGAUAAAGUAAGGAAGCUAAGAUUUUCAGCAGAUAAAUCAAACAAUUUUUGUCAUUGAUAGCAAAAUAAUAAGACAAGAAAGGAAAUAGCUCUAGUAGAAGAGGCAACACUUGCUUAAGAAAUAUAGCAACUUUCAAGUUAAUGAUUAAUAAAAAUAAACAAUGCCUGAAAAGUCAAAAGAGAAAUAAGCUUCUAAUGAUGCUGCUAAGAGUAUGAAUGUGACUCAAUCAACUCAAGAAGCAUCUUCAAGAUCAAGCAACGAGCUAUAAGAAAAUUUCCAAAAGCUUAAUAAACUAGUUUCUAGUGCUAAAAAUAGAAGCUCCAAGGCAAAACAUAUUAACUAGCUUGACUGUUCUAGUUUGAACGGCUUUAAGUUUCUCACUAAUGAACUAUUCUAGAAUUAGUAUUUAAAAGGAAUAUAGCAGCAAAUUGAGAAGCUUAAGGAGUCAGAUCCAAGAACUCCGAAAAACCACACGUCUAAUUAAAUCAAGAAGGGAAGAUAAAGCGCAAAUAGGCUUCAUUCAAGAGCUGCUGAGUUAACCUAUAGAAAAUAAGAAUUGCUUCCUUUAUUCAAAAACUAAUUUGACUUUUAUCAAAAUUAAAUCAACGAUAAGCAGUCAUCAAGAAUACUUAGUUCAGGAAGAGCUAGAAACAGACUAGGAUUAGUGGCUCAGAGAACGUAGGAACUCAAUGAGACUCUGAAAAUAACUCCUCUUAAUUUCACUGUUUUGCAGAUUCCUACUCAAGACAAGCACCUUAAAAAUAGAAGACUUAUUAUUCAGUGA